Messenger RNA from Prorocentrum cordatum, 884 nucleotides. The record is from the annotation of a GenBank genome assembly. Lineage: Eukaryota; Dinophyceae; Prorocentrales; Prorocentraceae.
UGGGCUCGCAAUGCGCCGCCAGGGGACGCCCACGGCGUGAUGCCAGACGCCCGCGCACUUGCACCCCGAGCCAUGCGCGUCGUCGUGGUGCCGUGCCUCUCGGACAACUACGCAUACCUUCUGAUAGACGACGAGACCAAGCUGGCGGCCGCCGUCGACCCCGCGGAGGCGCACCUCGUGGUCGCGAAGGCGCGCAGCGAGGGCGUGAGGAUCGUGGCCGUGCUCACGACGCACUGCCACUCCGACCACGCCGGCGGCAACAGCGAGAUGCGGAGGCAGGUCCCGGACAUGAAAUCUACGGCGGUAGGUUGGACAGGGUGCAAGCGUGCACGCACCCACUGGACCACGGCGACCGCUUCUCGGUGGGCGGGAUCACUGUACAGGCCCUGCACACGCCAGGGCACACGAGGGGCUCCUUCUGCUACCAUUGUACCCUUCAAGAUCGGAAGCCCACGGGUACGGAGCCUCCUGAAGACGAGCCGCAGGAGAUUGCCGCAGGCGUGGUGUUUACCGGCGACACGCUCUUCGUUGCGGGCUGCGGGCGCACCUUCGACGGCACCCCCGAGGAGAUGCACAAUUCUAUAAUGAACGUCUUGGGGCGGCUUCAUGAGGACACGCAGGUGUACGUGGGUCACGAGUACACGAUCAAGAAUUUGCAGUUUGCGGUCACGGUGGAUACCGAGAACGAAAAUCUCAAGGACAUGUUGCAGUUUUGCAAGCAGCUGCGACUAGAGCGAAAGUUCACAGUGCCCUCGACGCUCAAGAACGAGAUGCUCAUCAACCCGUUCAUGCGCUCUGGCUGUGACGAGUUGCAGGCAGUUUGCCCCGGCUGCACGCCGGUGGAGGUUUUCGCGAAGCUUCGCAAAAUGAAGAACCGAUUCUGA